Striga hermonthica is the source of this 874-nucleotide messenger RNA. The record is from the annotation of a GenBank genome assembly. Lineage: Eukaryota; Viridiplantae; Streptophyta; Magnoliopsida; Lamiales; Orobanchaceae.
CACAACGAAGAUAAUGAAAAUAUGAAAAUACAAAGCAAGUUCGAGGCGUUGUACCUUGAAAAACGUCGAGAAAAACGGUUGUCGGAGUGUAUAAGUAGAGAGAUAGGUAAAAGUAGAGCUCCGGUCGACGGAAAAUGUACCCAACGAUUGGAAUCGAUGGUAUAUGACAAGAAAAGCUCAAAAAUACUAACCGGAAGCUCGGUGGGUCUUGGGAAUGAAUAUGACUCUGUGAUGGUCAAUGUUACCUUUAGGCUAGAACCAAUCUUAAUGAACUUCAAUCGAGAUGGGAGAUUUGGUAAAGGAGAAAUAGGAAGAGGUAGGUGUGGUGGAAAUAGAGUGAUAUGCCAGAUUUUUAAUGUAGCAAAUCACAUUGCAGAUAAGUGUUGGUACAUGAAUGAUUCAAGCUAUCCUACCUCAACUGCAAAUCAGUCUUCUCAACAAGGAUACAUGCAAAGAGAUCCAAAUCUCAAUCUUGCACAAUUCAGGAGCAACAACACAUGUGACAAUGAGUUGGCCAACCUCAACAUGGGUUCUGAGUACAGUGGAAGUAACAGACUCCAAAUGGGAAAUGGAGGAGAGAUCAGUAUCAAUCACAUUGGUAAUUCAUUCUUAAAAUCUCCUCAAAACUCAAAAACCUUCCUCUUGAGAAAUCUAUUGCAUGUGCCAUCUAUUACAAAGAAUCUAUUGAGUGUGUCCUCUUUUUCUCUAACAACAAUGUAUUCUUUGAAUCCUUCUUACUGUCUUGUGAAGGACCAAACAACCAAAGAUAUCCUACUCAAAGGGAAUGUUAGAGAUGGACUUUACCAUUUCAGUCUUCAGAGAACCAAGGUUUUUGGAGAUCAUCAAAAGGCACCUCAGUCAUUGAAUCAACAAU